This is a messenger RNA of Mesorhabditis spiculigera, 858 nucleotides long. NCBI's taxonomy places the organism in Eukaryota, Metazoa, Nematoda, Chromadorea, Rhabditida, Rhabditidae. The record is from the annotation of a GenBank genome assembly.
AUGGAAGUCGCGCAGCGGGACCACUUUGCCCUACGACUUGUCUACAUUGAUACCGUCGGAUUGUCCUUCAGCUAUGGUGGCCUUUUUUCCGCGCGUGUGCUACAGUUCUGGGAGAAGGAACACUUCGAUCCUGAGCAGCGACUCUAUAUGCGACCGAUUCUCAAUGCCGUCUACUACUACCUACUUACUGGCCAUAAAGUCGUCGUGCUGUUCCCAUUAAUGUACCAUCCCGACAAUUGGGCUGAAGGGGAAAAGAAAGUGGACAACAUCGUCGUCUUUGAGCAUCUUUGCCAGGCGGGCAUUGUCGAAUUUGUGGGCAACCGGGGAGAUCAUCGCCGCGAUUAUUGGGUCCCAAAAUUAGCGCUGAAAGUGGAAGAGAACAACGCUCAGCUCAUUUCCUACUAUCCGCUGCUGGAGGAAUGUAGGGGCGGAGUCUUCGACCAAGCCUUUGAAAACCAGCCUAUCCUGACCACGAUACCGCCGAUAUAUCGUCAGACGAACCCAAUUCUGGUGUUCCCGGGCCGUAUCCCCAUCUAUUACCAUGAUUACACGAUAGAAAUUGAUGCCAAUAAGCCGACUGAGUUGACUGAGUACGGCGACGAUGUACAUGUGACGCGCAAGAACGACAACAACUAUGUCUGGAUCGAACCGAAACUCGUCAAAUAUAUGGCCGACACGGAUGGGAUGGUCGAUUUCUUCGCGCAGCAGUUGACGUUCAACGAGCAAUAUCGCUUGGUGCGUUUCCUCGAGACCCUUCUGUCGUGGGACAGCCCUCAACUUCGCCGAGCCUACCUCGCCUUUCGAUACAUUGCCGAACACAUUCGAAAAAUCUUUUUGCACGAUGCUAACCCCAACGUG